AUGUCGACGGACAGAGAAAGCUCUUCAUUGCCAUGUCCCUUCGACAAAGACGAUCAGCUCAAUGGUGAUCUCGAUGCAUCGCUUGAUUAUUUGCCAGGUCAACCUCGUAUCAAAAUGAGCGAACAUAAGGGCUUGUUUGAUUUCAUUCUCAAAGAAGUCUGGCCAGAGGACCUCGAGUCGAUAUCGGGCAGACUCUGGUGGAUGUCGAAGCAUGAUAGCAGCAUAUCUCUCCGUUGCAUCGACAGCGAGUGA
Penicillium samsonianum is the source of this 252-nucleotide messenger RNA. RefSeq lists its product as uncharacterized. The transcript has a single exon. Bases 1 to 252 code for a protein of 83 amino acids. The record is from RefSeq and is a predicted model, not a curated record. NCBI's taxonomy places the organism in Eukaryota, Fungi, Ascomycota, Eurotiomycetes, Eurotiales, Aspergillaceae.